Molecule: messenger RNA, 561 nt
Organism: Durio zibethinus
Lineage: Eukaryota; Viridiplantae; Streptophyta; Magnoliopsida; Malvales; Malvaceae
Source: RefSeq, a predicted model, not a curated record
CUGAUGAAUGAAAAUUUCAUUUCAGGGUUUUGGAAAUGUUGGUUCCGGGGCUGCUCAGUUCACCCAUGAAAAGGGUGGGAAGGUUGUUGCUGUAAGCGAUAUCACAGGAGCCAUAAAGAACAGGAAAGGAAUUGAUAUUCCCAGCCUACUCAAGCAUGCCAAAGAAAACAAGGGUGUCAAAGGAUUCCAUGGUGGGAACUCUAUAGAUCCCGAGUCAAUUCUGGUUGAAGAAUGUGACAUACUCAUCCCAGCAGCACUUGGUGGCGUCAUCAACAGGUUUCUUUUUCUGCAACAACAACGUUUUGUUAACAAAACCCAGCCAUAUAUACUUCUUUCUAUGCUAAUGAUUUCUUUUCUUUUUUCUGUUUCAUUGCUGCAAAUGAGUUUGAUUGAAACUAAAUGUUGUCCUUUGAGUUCACCGCUGCAAUCGGUUACUCCAUCGCAUCCAAAUGUGAGGAGUACACGGUCAUCCCGCUUAAAAACCAUAUUGGCUAUGGAUUCAACAAUGAGAGCAGAGUUCAGCGUCUCAAGGAGCUCUUUGACCGUCUAAGUGGUAAAAGA